This is a messenger RNA of Scatophagus argus, 2215 nucleotides long. Its product is annotated as isocitrate dehydrogenase [NAD] subunit gamma, mitochondrial-like. The record is from RefSeq and is a predicted model, not a curated record. Gene Ontology annotation, biological process: tricarboxylic acid cycle; isocitrate metabolic process. Gene Ontology annotation, molecular function: magnesium ion binding; NAD binding; oxidoreductase activity, acting on the CH-OH group of donors, NAD or NADP as acceptor. Gene Ontology annotation, cellular component: mitochondrion. The transcript is spliced from 14 exons. NCBI's taxonomy places the organism in Eukaryota, Metazoa, Chordata, Actinopteri, Scatophagidae. The coding region runs from base 16 to 1284 and encodes 422 amino acids.
GAGUCUCAGGAUUCCAUGAAAAGUCAUUAUUUUUCAAAAUCCCGCGAGCACAACACAUUCUCCUCGCAGCGAGACCACGGCUUCAAAAUCAAGAUGGCUGCUCACAGUGCUGUGCUCUCGAUGUCCAAAAUCAUUAAUCCCUUCUGGGGUGGACGAAUUGGACAUACGGUUAAAGUAUUUGGAACAACUCUGACAAGUCACAGGAAUAAGACUUUGCUUGCCGGAGAAAACAUACCGCCUCCUGCAAAAUAUGGAGGCAAACACACUGUGACCCUCAUACCUGGAGAUGGAAUCGGUCCAGAGCUGCUCAAUCAUGUCAGAGAGGUUUUCAGGUUCAGCUGUGUUCCAGUGGACUUUGAAGUGGUGCACGUCAACUCUGCCUUGGAGACCGAGGAUGAUAUCAGCAAUGCCAUCACUGCCAUCCGCCGUAAUGGAGUUGCCCUCAAAGGUAACAUAGAAACCAAACACACCAUGCCACCAUCUGUCAAAUCCAGAAAUAAUCUCCUUCGCACAAGUUUAGACCUGUAUGCCAAUGUGAUGCACUGCCAGUCCCUCCCUGGAGUCCAGACUCGCCACAAGAACAUUGACAUCAUGAUCAUCAGGGAGAACACAGAGGGAGAGUACAGCAGUCUGGAGCAUGAGAGUGUAUCAGGGGUAGUGGAGAGUCUCAAGAUCAUCACCAGGAACAAUUCCCUCAGGAUCGCUGACUAUGCCUUCCAACUGGCCAGGGAGAAAGGUCGUCGUAGGGUCACGGCCGUGCACAAGGCCAACAUCAUGAAGCUUGGUGAUGGCUUGUUCCUGCAGUGCUGUAGAGAAGUGGCCUCUGGUUACCCAGACAUCACAUUUGACAGCAUGAUUGUGGACAACACCACCAUGCAGCUGGUGUCCAAGCCCCAGCAGUUUGACGUGAUGGUGAUGCCCAAUCUGUAUGGGAACGUGGUGAGCAACGUGUGUGCAGGCCUGGUGGGAGGGCCGGGCCUGGUUCCCGGGGCUAAUUAUGGCCGCGACUAUGCUGUCUUUGAAACGGCCACAAGGAACACAGGGAAAAGUAUUGCAGACAAAAACAUUGCCAACCCCACUGCCAUGCUGCUAGCCAGCUGCAUGAUGCUGGACCACCUUAAGCUUUAUGAAUACGCAAGUUUGAUCCGCAGUGCAAUCCUCACCACCAUGAAUGAAACCAGGUUGCACACAGCUGAUAUCGGCGGUCAGGGCACCACAUUAGAGGUGGUCCAGUCCAUCAUGCGGAUCAUCCAGAGUAAAGGGCAGCUCACAGCUGAACUCUAAAGACAGACACACUCAGCAGAGGUGUGAGUUUGAACAGGUGUCAGUACCUGAGACAGGUGUCCUGUUUGAGAGGGGAUGUCUAUGCUUGUCUGUUUCCAUAGCGUCGCGUCUUAUCUCUGACAUCAGAACGGUUCCUUGUUCUUUUCUUUUUUUUUGUCUUGUUCACGCAGCUUACUGACCAGUUCACUGUACAAACGGCCUUUUAUCCACACCUGUGUGUUUCACAGAAAAUAAUGACCUAUCUGGGCCUGAGACGAAAACGGUUUACUUUUGAUAAAAUUCCAUUAUCGCUCCUGUUCAGUGAUAAGUCCUGCUGUAAGGAGGUUACAUUUCACUCAGUUCAUCAGGUUCAUUCAGUUGAAAAUCUCUGUUCUGACAAAUUGUUAUGAAACAUAAAAAAGUGUCUUUUGCAGUAUGUCAACCGGUAAGCACAUGUUGGGGUCAGAAAUGUCUAAUAUCCUGAUAGACAUUGUCCACUCUGCAUUCUUUAGUGUGGAUCAUUUAUUUAUUUUCCAAAUUACAACUGUGUUACAGCCAAUCGACCAAAAUGUGCAAUGUCCGUUUAUGCACUUUUCUUUCUUUGUCAUACUGUAACUUAAAUAUCAAGCUGCCUCUUAAUAUACUGUCCUGUGUCUUCACAUCAGAACAAAUGUACUACAAAAGUCGUCAGAUGUAUAGCUUUCAUAUAUACUGUAUCUAUGCUGUAUCAUCAGAGGACGUGUGUAUCAAGUAACUGCUGUCAAAGCUGAACUGUUUCGCUUGUGCCAUAACAAUCUUUUCACCUAAGUUUGGAUCAUGUCAUAAAGUGUAACCAGGCAAGAGCGAGGUCUGAAGCCUGUUCUGAAAAUACUGUUUUUAUCAUAUCUGUGGGUGAGUAAAUAUACUGUGUAACAAAAAUAUUAUCAAUAAAGAAAAAUUGACCUUAAAGUGA